UCGAAGCGGGUCUAGCCUUCAGUUGCACUUUCGAGCUUCGCGCGCACGUCAGCCUUUGCAGCAGUGCUUCUGUUCUGUGUAGCUUUCGCGGCGCGUUGGUUUCUGUUUGUUGAUCGAAUCCAUUAGUGUUAAUUUUAUUGAGGUUCCAAAAGGUUCCGUGGUAGUGCGAAAGUUUUGAUGCGACAUCUGUAGCGGCAAUUGUAGUAGAAGUUCACACCUGACCGGUGAAGAAAACUUAAGAAAUUGAUAAUCGAGAAAAAAAAGUGCGUUCGAUGUGAGAAAAAAUAUUCAAUUGCUAGCAGAAAAACCCAAGUGUUGAAAGAGUGCAAUAUCGGUGCAACAGCUGCAGCUGCUCUAGGGAAUCCAGUAUUUUUUGCCUCUCCGUAUUGUUUGUUUGCUUGUUUGUCGGUGAAGUGCGUUGCGAACGGUGGCAUCAACCUGGUAACCAGCUGAAGAUGCGAAAGGUGUGGAUUGUGGUGGCCAGUGCCCUGCUGGCGUUCGCUAAUUUCGUCAAGUCGCAGGAGACGGCCCGGAACCUGUACAGCUCACGUGUAUUUUCUCGUCUUUACAGAUACGACAACCUGGACAUCGAUACGAUUCUGUCCAGCAACCGGCUGGUGAAUAACUAUGUCGACUGUUUACUCAGCAGGAAGCCCUGCCCGCCGGAGGGCAAGGAUCUGAAACGAAUUCUCCCGGAGGCCCUCCGUACGAAGUGCGGACGUUGCUCGGAGACGCAAAAGGAAAAUGCGCUCAAAAUCAUCACCACCCUGUACUACAGCUACCCGCAGCAGUACCAGGCCCUUCGCAGCCGGUGGGAUCCAUCGGGCGAGUAUCAUCGCCGCUUCGAGGAAUACCUCCGGGGGCUGCAGUUCAACCAGAUUGGCAGUAACGGCGGUGGUAACAACGGUAUCAACACCAAUUCCAUAGACACUCCGGUAAGAAACGACUUCGAUCGGGAUCAAUCGCAGAUCCGGCUGCAGACGCUGCUACUGUCGACAACAACAACAACUACGGCACCUCCGCGCCCGAAUGCGAUCCCCAGCGGUUCAGAGCAACGACCCCAAUUGGCACAGGCACAGCUAACACAAUCGGUAGCACCCGUUUUAAGUACCUCUACUACCACACCAGCCACUACUACCAGUACGACUAGUACUACAACUACUCCUUCCCCUACUACUACUACUAGUACUACUACCCCUACUACUACUACUACUACCACUUCUACCCCUUUAACUACUGAAUCGACUACUACUAGUAUUCCUAUUACCACUGGUUCCGGUGCCGCUAGCAGUAGCAGUAGUAGUAGCAACUUCAGUGGAAGCAUGGAUGGCUCUAGUACUGCUUCGGCAGCAGCGACUCCGUCGUCCCCGCCGACGACACUAGCAAAUUCUACGCCCACGGAUUCGCUCCCAUCAGUGGUACGGAACCCUCGGCCAGCGGUAGUAGUGUCGUCAUCGCAACAGACAUUCAUUCCGAGUUUGGUGACGACCCCAAACACCAACACACUCACGCAAACACGUCCUCCCGGCGGCCAGGCGGUUGCGAAUGGCGGUCAAAAUUUCCCAAUGUUCCUUUUUGAUCCGAACUUAAGCUUGAAUUCGUUCGUUGUUCAAUCGAAUGCGGCGGAAGCAUUGCCAUCGGCAGCCACGGCCAGGACAACCUCCGUCAUCACAACCACAAACCGACUCAUCCUCAGACCGGUCGCGGCCGGUCUGGAUUUCGACACGCUUCCAUCGGCAGGAUCGGUUUCCAGCCGCUUCGGUGAUGAUGAAAGCAGCGGCUCUGCGAUGCCAAACGUUCCGGGAAGCACAGCGGCACCACCGCCAAGUCCAAUUACUGCCCGACCACAGCCGCAACCGACGACCAGACCGGUAGUGAGGCAAACCACUUCCCGGGUUGUAACCCAGCGGACCACAGCACGACCUAUCGAAGCGGCCCCGGCAGUAGUCCAACUCCGUCCGAUCCCGGUCCAGGUUCAGGUACAAGUACUAGCACAGCCACCUCAACCAUUAGUACCAACACAAACAUUCGCACAACAACAGCCACUGCAACCACAACAGACCCAAGUGCCUUCCGCCGGCGUUGGUGGUUUGACAACACCGAAUAAUGUUAUCGAUCACUUUUUUAUUCCACCCGGCCAGGGCGGAGCGUCGGUCAGCAAUAACAACAACAACAACAACAACAACGGAAGCCCCUUCGUGGGUCUGUUUAAUCAGAUCGGAACCAAGCUGGCCACAACGGCCGAUGCCAUCGCCGGGAUGCUGCGAAAGACGGUGGAUGUGAUUGUGACUUCACACAUUCAGGCUCACAAGCGGUCUCUGAGUGGCAAUUGAAGAAUCGACGGUUGAAGGUCGAAGUACUCAUGAUGGAAAAUUGUAGCGUUAGUUGGAAAGGAUCUUGCCGUUUUAGGCAUUCUGACGGCCGUGAAAGUAGCUUGACAGCAAGUGUUACAUUAACUUAUAUUCUGAUUAGCGUGUUAAGGUAUUAUCUGUAUAUCAAGAAGUCGAUUGAUAGAGAAGCUCCUCGCUGACGCUAAUAUAAUAUGAGAGCUUUGAGAUAGAAAGUUAUUAUGAAGCCAACAUUGAAACCGUACUGGUAACAAUUUGUACUUGAAUUUCUUGCGAGAAACUUGAGUAACAAACGAAAGCUCUUGGAGGAGACCUGGAGGAGGAUUAGAAAGCAAACUGUUGGAUCAAAGUAAGAUACAACAUUACAGGAAUAAACAAUAAAUGUGAAACAAUACUGCAUAUAUAACCGAUUAUACGUUGAAUCAAAUAAAGCAUUGUUUUACUCAUAUACAA
Molecule: messenger RNA, 2801 nt
Organism: Wyeomyia smithii (pitcher-plant mosquito)
Lineage: Eukaryota; Metazoa; Arthropoda; Insecta; Diptera; Culicidae
Product: mucin-2-like
Exons: 7
Coding region: 456-2333 (625 amino acids)
Source: RefSeq, a predicted model, not a curated record